AUGAAAGAUGAGUUGGAUACGUUUGUUCAAAUUUGUAAAAACGGAAAUGGAUCUUUAGAGCAAAUUUAUUGGUCUAAAAAGCCCACCGUGUCACUAUAUUACCUGAUACUCGAAAGAACUAAUGAUUGUGGAAAACGGGCAAUCAAAAAGCAAAAUGUUGAAAUAAGUGCUAUGAAAGAAACUGAGGUUACAAGCUUUUUUAAGGGAAUCAAGGUAAAGAACAUUAGUAACUCCAAGUCCCUUAAGAAGAUGAUACUGGAUGUUUUCUUGAAGCAGAAUAUCAUUUACGAGGCCAACGAGAAGAUAGCCGUAAGAAAUAAUAUGGAGGCUCUCGUGGAAAAUGAGGCUCUUGUAGCUGUGGCUAAAAAACAGAUAAAAUACAUGUGUGAAAUCAAGGCGCUUACACAUCGAUCCAAAGAUGACAAAUCAUUAAAGAUUCGAUUGAAGAGGGAAAACUUCUUUGGAAUAAAUAUUGGAGAAAACAUUGCAAAGCAACAGGGAAGUGAUUAUGAGGAAGUUGCAAAAAUGUGGAUAAAAAGUGAGGAGCACAAGAAGAAUAUUCUGGGAGAUUUUACUUUUACAGGAGUGUCUACCUGCAAAGAUAGCCAAUCUAAUAGAUAUUGGAUUCAAAUAUUUAGCAAAGGAAUUAGUAACAAGCAACUGCCAAACUAUCAAGACUAUCGAAUGCUUAAUAAAUAUAUUGAUGACGGAUAUUCUCCACAGAUGGAAAAUGAUAAAUAUGUCAUACUGUUGAAACCAACGGACAGCGAACAAGAUGGAGAUCAAAAGGAUAUUGGUGAAGACAAUAUCAAACCAAACAAUAAUGAUAGACUUGAUAAAUCGAAAAGGGCCACCUCAAUAUUGGACAUUUCUGAUAGAAAAAGAAAGGAUUUUGGGUAUGGAAUAAUUGAUCAAAGUCAAUCGGAAUGCACAGAUUCGAGACAUUGUCAGCCUGAAGUAUUGCAUCACCCGAAACACUCGGAACUGUUAGAAUGGAAACAAUUGGAACUACAUCAUCUGUUCCAUCCAAACUAUCAACGGAUAGCAAAGUGUCAACUAAUGGAAAUAUUGUAG
Messenger RNA from Medioppia subpectinata, 1074 nucleotides. The record is from the annotation of a GenBank genome assembly. Lineage: Eukaryota; Metazoa; Arthropoda; Arachnida; Sarcoptiformes; Oppiidae.